GUUCUUCACAAACCACCAGUCAUGAGAGCUGUUGUGCUGGCACUGACUGUAGCCCUUGUGGCGAGUCAACAGGUGAACUUCGUACCUGAAUUCGGUGCUGGAAAGACCUAUGUGUACAGGUAUGAUGCUCUUGUCUUGGGUGGUUUGCCUGAAGAGGGCCUGGCCAGAGCUGGAGUGAAAAUCAACAGCAAGGUCCUCAUCAGUGCUGUGGCUGAGAAUAUCUACCUGCUGAAGCUUAUGGAUCCUCAGAUCUAUGAAUACAGUGGAGUCUGGCCCAGGGAUCCUUUUGCACCUGCUGCAAAGCUCACCACAGCACUGGCCAAUCAGCUACACAUGCCCAUCAAGUUUGAGUAUGCUAAUGGUGUGGUAGGCAGAGUGUUUGCCCCAGCUGGAGUCUCUGCCACAGUCCUCAAUUUACACAGAGGUAUCCUAAACAUCCUUCAACUCAACCUCAAGAGGACCCAGAACGUCUACGAACUGCAGGAGGCUGGAGCUCAGGGAAUAUGUAAGACCCACUAUGUGAUCAGUGAGGAUGCAAAGGCACAGCACAUUGUUGUUACCAAGUCCAAAGAUUUGACCAACUGCCAGGACAGAAUCAUGAAGGACAUUGGCUUGGCAUACCUGGAGAAGUGUGAUGAGUGCCAGCAAGAAGUCCAAAGCCUGACAGGAACUGCAACCUACAACUAUGUGAUGAAGCCCACUGCAACUGGUGCUCUGAUCACUGAAGCUAGUGUUGAAGAACUUCAUCAAUUUGCACCUUUCAAUGCGGUUAAUGGAGCUGCCCAGAUGCAGGCCAAACAAACCUUAGCCUUUGUUGAGAUUGAGAAGAACCCUGUUUUGCCCAUCAUGACUGAUUAUCUGGCUCGUGGAUUCCUCCAGUAUGAAUUUGCGACCGAGAUUCUGCAGACUCCAGUUCAGCUUCUUAGGAUUAAUAACGCACAAGCUCAGAUUGUGGAGACUCUGCAGCAUCUUGCUGCUCAUAAUGUGGAUCGAGUCCAUGAAGAUGCUCCUCUGAAGUUUAUUCAGCUUAUCCAGCUCUUGCGUGUUUCCACCUAUGAAAACCUUGAGGCUAUUUGGGAUCAGUACAAGAAUAAACCGAUGUACAGACGCUGGGUUAUGGAUGCCAUCCCUGCUGUUGGAAACUCAGCCGCUUUGAGGCUCAUCAAGGAAAAAUUCCUGGCUGGUGAGCUCACCACUGCAGAGUUUGCUCAGGCCCUCCUUGCAUCUGUGCACAUGGUCGUCGCUGAUCUGGAUGCUGUUAAUCUCUAUUCUAGUCUUGCCUUGAACCAUAAAAUUAAGGAGCACCCAGUUCUGCGUGAGGCUGCCAUGCUAGGAUAUGGUACCAUGAUUGCCAAGUAUUGUGCUGCAGCUCCAAACUGUCCUGCUGAGCUUCUGAGGCCCAUCCAUGAGAUUGCUGCAGAGGCAAUUGCGAAGGCUGACAUUCCUCAAAUCACCCUUGCUAUCAAAACUCUGGGUAAUGCAGGUCAUCCUGCAAGUCUUAAGCCAAUUCUUAAGCUUCUACCUGGAUUUGGAUCUGCAGCUGCCACACUGCCUAUUGGUGUCCAAAUAGAUGCAGUCUUAGCACUGAGGAACAUUGCAAAAAAGGAACCCAGACUGAUCCAACCAGUGGCACUGCAAUUGUUCAUGGACAGGGGCCUCAACCCAGAACUGCGUAUGGUGUCUUAUAUUGGGCUAUUUGAAACCAAACCCUCAGUGGCUCUUGUUGCCACUGUUGUUGGGGCCUUGAGGAAGGAGACCAAUAUGCAGCUGGUGAGCUUUGCCCACUCUUACAUGAAGUCCAUGACCAGGAGCAUUGCCCCAGACAUGGCAUCUGUAGCUUCUGCCUGUAAUGUGGCCAUAAGGAUCCUGAGCCCCAAACUGAACAGACUGAACAUGCGUUACAGCAAAGGCAUCCGUGUGGACACCUAUCAGUCUCCCUUCAUGGCUGGUGCAGCUGGAAGUGCUUUCCUCAUCAAUGAUGCUGCCACCAUCUUGCCCCGAGCUGUUGUGGCCAAAGCUCGUGCAUACCUUGCUGGAGCCGCUGCAGAUGUUCUUGAGGUUGGUGUAAGAACAGAUGGUCUUCAGGAAGCUCUUCUCAAAUCUCCUCUUGCUGAUGUCAACGUUGACAGAAUCACAAGGAUGAAGCGUACCUUGAGGGCUCUGAAAGACUGGAAGGCGCUGCCUACAAACCAGCCCUUGGCAUCCUUUUAUAUCAAGCUCCUCGGACAAGAAGUUGCUUUUGCUAACAUUGACAAGGCCAUAGUUGAACAGGCUGUACAGCUUGCUAAAGGAGCCCGUGCACAAGAAAUGAUCAGGAAUGCCCUGGCAGAACUGCAGUCUGGAGUUGCCCUCCAGUAUGCUAAGCCUAUCCUGGCAGGUGAAGUGCGUCGCAUCUUCCCAACUGCAACUGGUCUGCCCAUGGAGCUGAGCACAUACACUGCUGCAGUCGCCGGUGCCACCAUCAAUGUUCAGGCAGUUAUAAACCCACCUCUUCCUGAAACUAUCCGCCUUGCUGAGCUGCUGAACACAGAUAUUCAACUGCAGGCUGAAGUCAGACCAAGUGCUGCCGUGCAGACAUUUGCUGUAAUGGGAGUGAACACUGCCUUCAUUCAGGCUGCUCUUAUAGCCAGAGGAAAAGUCCAGGCCAUUGUGCCUGCGAAAGUGGCUGCUAGAGCUAACAUUCUCAAAGGCAACUUCAAGGUUGAAGCCCUGCCUGUUUCAACUCCUGAUCAUGUUGUGGCUGUCCGCUAUGAGACUCUUGCCGUCGCCAGGAACAUUGAAGACGUUGGUUCUGAGAGAAUCACACCUAUAAUACCUGCAGUGGUUGAACAACAAGCACAACAAUGGUCAAAUGAGAUGUUCAUUUCCCAAAUGUCAGGCUCUUAUGGUGGUUUGUCAUCUGAAAUCGUUUCUCCUGAUUGGCCAUCCCAAAAUGAUCCCAACAUGAGAGCUGCAGCUCCGAUUCGCAAGAACAUCUGUGGUGUUAUUCCAUAUGUGGGAAUCCAAGCAUGCCUAGAUGCCGCUACAAGCAACACAGCCAUCAACUGGAAAGUUCCUUACCUCAACCUGUUAGGACAACAUGCAGCCUCUCUCUCAGUGCUACCAGCUGAGGGUCCAGCAGUGGAGAGAUUGGAGAUGGAGGUGCAAAUUGGCCCAAAGGCAGCUGAGAAGCUCUUAAAACAAAUCAACAUUGCUGAAGAAGGCAUUCCAGGGGCAAAAUCCAUCUUGAUGAAACUUAGGGAGAUUGUGGAGGCUGGCAUGAGGAACAACACCUACAGCUCAAGCAGCUCCUCCAGUUCCGAAGAUCAAGCUAUUAGCAUAAGCAGCUCACAGAGCUCCUCCAGCUCCUCUAGCUCUCAGAUGGCCGAGGAUAAGGUCUACAAAUAUCCUUUCAAGAAAUUCCAUAAGAAUCAGUACUUACAGUCUGUGGGGAUCUCCAGGGCUAGGAGCAGUGGAAGUAGAGCAGCAAGCAUUGAGGCUAUUCAGAGACAGAAUCAGUACCUUGGAGAUACCAUUCCUCCUUCCUUUGCCAUUAUCUUCCGCAUUGUGAGAACUGACCGCACAGUGUUUGGAUACCAGGUUGCAGGCUACAUGGACAAGGCUACUAAAAGAGUACAGGUCAUCCUGUCCUCUCUUGCUGCAAAUGACAACUGGAAGAUGAGCGUCGACGGUGUCCUUCUGAGCAUGCACAAAGUCGCUGCCAAUGUUGCCUGGGGUGCUGAUGGUAAAGAAUACGGUGUAGCUAUCAAGGCUGAGACUGGAAUCAUUGGCCCAAGCCCUGCUGUUCGUGUGGAGCUGGAGUGGCUGAAACUUCCCACACUUGUCACCAUCUAUGGAAAGAGGCUGACUGAAUAUAUCCCUCGUGGAGCUGAAAUGGCUGGAUUUAUUGUGGCUAAAGCCGCCAACGGCGAGAGACAGAUUGAACUGACUGUGGCUUUACCCACUAAGAAGACAAUUGAUAUUAUUAUAAGGAUACCACAGAUGACAAUAUCUAGACUGGGUGUGCCUCUCCCUUUUGCCCUGCCCUUUGAAAGAGAUGGCACUCUCCCUGAGGAUAUUGUUGACUCAGUCCAAAACAUGCUCUAUGAAGCUACCUCAGCCAAGUGCGCCAUGAUCAAAAACAAAUUGACAACAUUCAAUAACAGAAGAUACAAGAGCGAAAUGCCCAUCUCCUGCUACAAUGUUCUGGCUCAGGAUUGCACUCCAGAACUUAAAUUCAUGGUUCUGAUGAAGAAGGAUGACAAUUCUGAUCAAAAUCACCUCAAUGUGAAGAUUGCUGAUAUUGAUGUUGACCUGUACCCCAUGGGCAGUGAAGUGUUGGUGAAAAUUAAUGGGAUGGAAGUUCCUGCUUCCAAUCUCCCAUACCAACACCCCUCAGGAACAAUCCAAACCAAAAAGAAUGCUGGUGGUUUGUCACUCUACGCUCCUAGACACGGCCUUCAGGAAGUGUACUUCUCCAAAGACGGAUGGAGGAUUCAAGUUGUGGACUGGAUGAAAGGACAGACUUGUGGACUCUGUGGAAAAGCUGAUGGUGAAAUCAGACAGGAGUUCCGCACACCAAGCGGUUACCUGACCAAGAGCCCAGUUAGCUUUGCACACUCCUGGGUGCUUCCUGCCGAAAGCUGUCGUGAUGCAACCCAGUGUCGCAUGAGGCUUGAAUCUGUGAAGCUGGAGAAGCAGAUGAUCGUGGAUGGCCAGGAAUCUAAAUGCUACUCUGUGGAGCCUGUGCUGCGCUGCCUGCCUGGAUGUUACCCAGAGAGGACCAGUCUUGUCAAUGUUGGAUACCACUGUGUCCCCAUUGACUCCAAUUUGAACCUUCCUGACAUUCUGAGCAACACCGAUGAAAAGAGAGUGGAUUUGAGAGAGACUGCGGAGGCCCACGUGGCUUGUCGCUGCACUGAGCAGUGUGCCUAG
Molecule: messenger RNA, 4914 nt
Organism: Chanos chanos (milkfish)
Lineage: Eukaryota; Metazoa; Chordata; Actinopteri; Gonorynchiformes; Chanidae
Product: vitellogenin-like
Exons: 34
Coding region: 22-4914 (1630 amino acids)
Biological process (GO): lipid transport; cellular response to estrogen stimulus; response to estradiol
Molecular function (GO): lipid carrier activity
Source: RefSeq, a predicted model, not a curated record